CCAGGCCAACUUGGUCGCCAAGGAAACCACACACUCGAUAACAGCAGAGGGGUCGAGGACCCAGGAGGGCGUCAUCAGCAGCAGCCGCCUUUCGAAGCCCCGGAGCAGACACAAAGGGGUGUUUUCUGGAAGGUUGUCGAGAGUUCUUUUGAGAGAGAAAGAGGUUGGAGGAGGAUGGCAAUGGUGAAGGUGGAGUCGACGGCGGCGGAGGGGAGCGGGAGGAGGGACGCGGAGGCGGAGCUCAACCUGCCGCCGGGGUUCCGGUUCCACCCGACGGACGAGGAGCUCGUGGUGCACUACCUCUGCAGGAGGGUGGCGGGGCAGCCGCAGCCCGUGCCCAUCAUCGCCGAGGUCGAUCUCUACAAGUUCAACCCCUGGGAUCUGCCCGAGAGGGCGCUGUUCGGGCGCAGGGAGUGGUACUUCUUCACGCCGCGCGACCGCAAGUACCCCAACGGCUCGCGCCCCAACCGCGCCGCCGGCAGCGGGUACUGGAAGGCCACGGGCGCAGACAAGCCGGUGUCGCCCAAGGGGAGCGGCGGCAGGACGGUGGGCAUCAAGAAGGCUCUCGUCUUCUACUCCGGCAGAGCGCCCAGGGGCGUCAAGACCGACUGGAUCAUGCACGAGUACCGCCUCGCCGAAGCCGACCGCUCGCCCGCUAAGAAGGGAUGCCAAAAGUUGGAUGAGUGGGUGCUGUGCCGCCUGUACAACAAGAAGAACAACUGGGAGAAGGUGAAGGUGGAGCAGCACAUGGCUGCUGUCCAGAGACAGAACGGGGAGGUCAUGGACGCGCCGAUCGCCACCGACACCAUGUCCGACAGCUUCCAGACGCAUGACUCGGAGAUUGACAGCGCAUCCGGGCUGCAGCUGCACGGCUUCAGGGACAUGGUACAGGGGCAGGCGAGGGAUGGCAUCGUCACGGUGAAGGAGGACAACGACUGGUUCACGGACCUGAAUCUGGACGAGCUGCAGGCUUGUUACAUGAACAUGCAGGGGCAGAUGGUGAAUCCCAUGGCGGCAGCGACGCCUGGGCUGGACGGCAACGGCUACCUGCAGUCGAUGAACUCACCGCACAUGAGGAUGUGGCAAACAAUCUUGCCACCAUUCUAAGAUCCUGAUUAUUUAGUUGGUUUCUCAAGACAUUGGAUCGCUUUAUUGAGAUGUUGUAAAUGGGAAGGGGAAUAGAAGCGACUAGAUAAUGCGUGCUCGAAAGGAAGAUUGGAAAUUUGGCGAGCAUGAUUCUGCAAAUGUGGUGAUAGGUCUAUAGUAUGUAUUCUUUGGUUUCGAUCUAUGCAUUUUGUAUUCUGCAAAUACUUGUCCUUUUGUUCACAUAACAUAAUCUGAACUGAAGCACAUGAAUUAUCUCAUUUA
Molecule: messenger RNA, 1368 nt
Organism: Brachypodium distachyon (stiff brome)
Lineage: Eukaryota; Viridiplantae; Streptophyta; Magnoliopsida; Poales; Poaceae
Product: NAC domain-containing protein 68
Exons: 3
Coding region: 175-1107 (310 amino acids)
Biological process (GO): regulation of DNA-templated transcription
Molecular function (GO): DNA binding
Source: RefSeq, a predicted model, not a curated record